AUGAGCAACAAAGAAGAUGCAGGCAAAGGUUGUCCCGCGGCAGCUCCGGUCUCCAGCUUCACCAUCCAGUCGAUCUUAGGCAGCGGCACGUCGGGAGGAGGCAGGGAGCCCAGCUCCAAGCAGCCCUCCUCCUCCUCCUCCUCCUCCGCCUGGCCGAGCAGGAAGAGGAGCCUGUCGGUCUCUUCCGAAGAAGAAGAACCCGACGAGAGCUGGAAACACCCCACUUGCUUCUGCUCCGACUCGCAGGCCCCGGAAGAAACGUGCCACAAGCAUCAGGCUCUCGGCUUCACGUGUCUCAGCAAUUCCAAAGGGACCGGCGCGGCGCUCGGUUCCGACCGGACGCCUCCUUUCCUCUCUCCGUCCCAGCCGGAUUUUAAGGAAGAGAAAGAGAAGCCCUUCGCUCCGAAUUCGCCCGCCUGCUCGGCGGACCGUCAAAGGGACGGGACGGAAAGGCAAUCCGGCUCGGCCAAAAAGAAGACGCGCACGGUCUUCUCGCGGAGCCAAGUUUACCAGCUGGAGUCCACCUUCGACAUGAAGCGCUACCUGAGCAGCUCCGAGCGGGCCUGCCUGGCCUCCAGCUUGCAACUGACAGAGACUCAGGUGAAAACCUGGUUCCAGAACCGGCGGAACAAAUGGAAGCGGCAGCUCUCGGCCGAACUGGAGGCGGCCAACAUGGCCCACGCCUCGGCCCAGACUCUGGUGGGGAUGCCACUGGUUUUCAGAGACAAUUCCGUCCUCAGGGUGCCCGUGCCCAGGUCCAUCGCCUUCCCGGCGCCCUUAUACUACCCAGGCAGCAACCUGUCCGCCUUACCUCUUUACAACCUCUACAAUAAGCUCGAUUACUGA
Messenger RNA from Thamnophis elegans (Western terrestrial garter snake), 846 nucleotides. RefSeq names its product H6 family homeobox 2 (gene HMX2). Gene Ontology annotation, biological process: regulation of transcription by RNA polymerase II. The transcript has 2 exons. Lineage: Eukaryota; Metazoa; Chordata; Lepidosauria; Squamata; Natricidae. Bases 1 to 846 code for a protein of 281 amino acids. Gene Ontology annotation, cellular component: nucleus. The record is from RefSeq and is a predicted model, not a curated record. Gene Ontology annotation, molecular function: RNA polymerase II transcription regulatory region sequence-specific DNA binding; DNA-binding transcription factor activity, RNA polymerase II-specific.